AUGUCCGAGGCCGCCGGAAAUCUAAACAGCCUGCGCAUGGCGAACGUGGCCCUGCGAGAAGAAUUAAAUGCCCUUCGCGGGGAGAAUGCCAAUCUGGGCCUUCAGCUCGGAAGAGCCCUAGCCGAGGUUAACUCCUUGCGGGGCAAUGUAUCGAGCUACAUCCGCUGGCCGGUGCCGGUGGUGCCCGUCCUUGCCGAGGAGAACUUUGAGUUCCCGCUCAGCGAGAUCGACGCAGUUCCCGAGGGGGAGCUGCCUUUCUUGUGCUGGCCUCCCCCUCGCGCCGAGCCCGAGUACGCCUCGGACGAACUGUUGAUUAGCGUGAUCCAGGACUGCGGUACCUCCGACGCGCCCGUCGACCCCCCCCCGCUGGCCAUCCCGCCCCCGCCGGCGCUGCCCCCGCCCCCAGCCAAGGAGCUGCCGGCGCAGCCUCCUCUGCCGCCGCUGGAGCGGCCCGAGUUAGAGCCCUUCUCGGGCGACCCGGUCUACCUGGCCGAAUUCCUGAUGAAGCUAGAGACUUUCAUAGCUGACCACGAGGAUCAUUUCCCCGGGGGCGCCGAGCGGGUGGCCUUUCUGAUCUCCUUUUUCGCGGGCCAAGCCAAGAACUGGGCCAUCUCAGUCACCCGGGAAGGAAGCCCCCUGCGUGCCAACUUCCCACGCUUCCUGGAUGAGAUCCGCAAGGAAUUCUGCGGCCCCAUCCCCCCAAGCGUGGCUAAAAAGGCCAUCCGCAAGCUCAAGCAGGGCCACUGUACCCUAGGCAGCUAUGCAGAUGCUUUUCAGUUCCUGGCCCAGUUCUUGUCUUGGGAUGACUGCCGCCUUCAAAACCAAUUCCUUAAAGGCCUGUCAGAAUUCUUCCGCAAGGAACUCUUAUGGUCCACCGAAAUGGCCGACCUGGAUGAGCUGAUUCUCGAGUGUGUGGAGAUAGAGCGAAAGGUGCGCGUCCCCAAGCCGAUCCCGCUCCCUGGGGUCCGCAACAUCUUCUUCCCUUUUGCCGCGGACCCUAACGAAGACAGCGAUGAGGAAGAUUUCCACAGUGACGAAGAUGAAGAGACACGCAGGCGCAGGCUUUACGACAGGGAGCAGCGGAGGCGCGUGAGAGCUAUUCAGGAGGAGGCGAGGGAGGAGGAGGAGAAGAGGAAGAAGCAGGAAGAGAUGAGGAAGAAGCAGCUGGAGGAGAUGAAGAAGAAACUGGAAGAGAAGGAGGACGAGGAGGACGAGGAGGACGAGGAGGUGGACGUGGACGAGGAGGUGGACGUGGAGACAGUCAAGGAUGAAGAGAACAAGGGUGAAUUCGUGUGCCCCGUCCCACAGCCAGAUCCCGACGCCGACCAGGAGGGGGACCAGGAGCCGGAACCAGAGUCAGAGGAUGAGACCCAAGACGAGGACCUGGACGAGAUGAUGGAGAUGGAGCCGACUGUUGCCCACGCUUCAUCCCAGACCACUGGCUACUACCACGAGAAUUUCCUAGAUGCUUCGCCGCCCAUAGUACAGCCCAGCAGGAGGAGGAACCAGAAUCGCGUCCCGCUCCUGGAGGGCCUUCCGGGCACUAAUUCGCCGUUCUACAGUUCGCCCCCACUGAUUCGCCGCGCAGGUCGUCUGGGGCAACGCCAGAUUCGAAGGCGUCCCCCCGUGCUGUUCCGCCUCACUCCGAGACAGGGGGGCCACCGGGCCGCCCGCGGCCGAAUUCGCGUGUGAGAGCUGGGGCGAGCUCGCCGCGCAGAACACACCCUUCUACAGCGUCCCCUGCCCCUGCUAUCGCUGCCACGCCUGCCCUAUUUGCCGACCAGUCCUUGAGGGAGUUCCAGACCUGUAGAGCCCGAGGAAGACCUACAGAACUCCAGAUCGUCUUGCGACCGUGACCAGAGAGUGACACGUGUCCAGGCAAGGCCACCCGAGAAAGAAGGGAUCAGCAGUAGCUGUCCUCUUGGAGUGCGCUCUGCUCAGUCCUGCCACAAGCUAGAGAGCAGGUUUCGGGGCCUGUUCCCAUAAAAGAACUGGUCGCCCUCUUGUCAUUUCCCCUCUAGUUGUUCCUAACCCUCACCUCUCCUGCGUUUAUUCACCCUGUGUUCUACGGUUUUAUCCUCGGACUGGCUCACCAGGACUUCACCCAAUGCCUCACUGAUCUGCCCCCAUGAGCGAAAGGACAGGCUACGCCGAACUCCUAAAGCCACUGAGGCCACUGACUCGAUAAAAUGGACAGAGAGCAGGAUGGUAUCAAGAGAUGUACGAGAAGCUGACA
Messenger RNA from Odobenus rosmarus divergens (Pacific walrus), 2236 nucleotides. RefSeq names its product retrotransposon gag domain containing 4 (gene RTL5). The transcript has a single exon. NCBI's taxonomy places the organism in Eukaryota, Metazoa, Chordata, Mammalia, Carnivora, Odobenidae. Bases 1 to 1692 code for a protein of 563 amino acids. The record is from RefSeq and is a predicted model, not a curated record.